This is a messenger RNA of Babesia microti strain RI, 1023 nucleotides long. Its product is annotated as replication factor C subunit 2/4. NCBI's taxonomy places the organism in Eukaryota, Apicomplexa, Aconoidasida, Piroplasmida, Babesiidae. Gene Ontology annotation, molecular function: ATP hydrolysis activity; ATP binding; DNA binding. Bases 1 to 1023 code for a protein of 340 amino acids. Gene Ontology annotation, biological process: DNA-templated DNA replication; DNA repair. The record is from RefSeq and is a predicted model, not a curated record. Gene Ontology annotation, cellular component: nucleus; DNA replication factor C complex. The transcript is spliced from 7 exons.
AUGACAUCCGCUGAUUGUGCGGAGUGUCAAACUGUGAAUAUGCUUCCUUGGGUUGAAAAGUAUCGUCCUAAGACGAUAUCAGAAGUUUCACACCAAAUAAAUCCAGUUUCUGCACUUAACCAAAUUGUCAAAACGCUCAAUAUGCCGCAUCUAAUUUUUUAUGGACCUCCCGGAACUGGUAAAACAUCGGCAGCCCUAGCACUGGCUAGACAAUUGUUUGGAAAGGAUGGACUUAAGGAAAGAAUUCUCGAACUAAAUGCUUCGGAUGAUAGGGGCAUUGACGUGGUGAGGGAGAAAAUUAAGACCUAUGCUAGAUUAAAUAUAUCAAAAAAUCGAAUAAAUCCAGAAACUGGAAAACCAAUGCCUCCAUGGAAGAUUGUGAUAUUGGACGAGGCAGAUAUGAUGACAUCAGAUGCUCAAGCGGCACUACGCCGCGCAAUAGAGAAUUAUUCGACUAUUACCAGAUUCAUAUUUAUUUGCAAUUAUAUAUACAAAAUAAUUGAUCCUUUAUGUUCACGCUGUUCUUUGCAACGGUUUCAACCAAUAGCCAAACAGGCGCAGAUCAGCAGAUUGGUGUUCAUUUGUGAGCAGGAAAAGAUUAGUAGCUUUACGAAUGAAGCGAUGGAAGCGCUGGUACGCGUUUCACAGGGAGAUUUAAGGAGGAGUAUUACAUUGUUGCAGACCAUUGGUUCUUUAUACAAAAAUAUAACAGAAGACAUAGUUUACGACAUCGCAGGUAUUCCACCUAGAGUAGUAGUAAUCGACCUUUUAAAAUCUUGCAAAGGUACAAUGGAUGAUGUAGAUACUGCCGUAAAGAUUAUAAUUGACCAGGGUUGGGAUGUUUCCGAUAUAAUGUCACAAAUAUGUGAUAUUGUGGCUAAUGAUGUAGAGCUUGAUGAUAUAUCAAAGGCUAGAAUAUCACUAGAGUUAUCUAAUCGCGAUUUUGCACUGUUUCAAGGCGCUUCCCAAUAUUUUCAAUUACUUUCAUUGUGUCAUCACAUACGAGAGAUUGUUAUGAAGUAA